GAUGCGUUAGCUGGCCACUCGUUUUGUUUUUAUUUUAUUUUAUAUUCCUUUUCGUUUUCUCUCUUCGCCGAGUUCUCCGAACAGGUGGGGAAUACAGAGAGACUUCAAAAAAUAGAAAUUCAAUUUUCUUGUGUUAUGAUUACACGUUGAUUUCUCCGUUUCUUUCUUAGUAGAAAUUGCAACUUCAAGAUUGUUGGGUUCGGCCUGAGAUUUUGGUUUUCGUGGUUGAUUCCGGGUCCAUUUUCGUUUAAGAGAUCUGGGGAUUUUUUUCCAGCCACUGGUUGUUCGCGAUCUGAACUUGGUUUCCUUGAAGACCAAGAAUUGUAGAUUCUCGGGUUCGAAGUUUUUUCCCCUCCUUCAAGAGAGGCCAUUGAUUCUCCAAAGAAAGAAAAAGUUGGAGGGGUUUCGCUUUAUUUCUCUCUCUUAUAACUGUACGCGUGGCGACUGUUGCCGGACUCGUGUAAUGCUGGAGUCAGAUUUCUUGAAACAGAGUCCAACCAGCCUCUGUCUCCAAUGGGCGUCUUUUAUUUCUGAUACAGAUAGCCAAGAAUCUCAGUUUCUGGAGAUCUGAAGCCAUUUUUGUCACCACUUAUUUCUUCGCAAGAAAACAGAUUGACUUCUGAAGAUGAUGAGAAUGAAGGAUAAACCGACAGUCCUGUCUCCAUUGACCGGUAGUGCAGCCGGCACUGGCCACGAGUCCGGGUCUGAAUGGGAGAUAAGACCAGGAGGAAUGUUGGUGCAGAAGCGAAACCCGGAUUCGGAAAGGAGCUCCGCCCCAGCACCGACAAUUAGAGUUAGGGUCAAAUACGGGUCAAUCUACCACGAAAUCAGUAUCAGUUCUCAAGCUACAUUUGGGGAAUUGAAGAAAAUUUUGACAGGACCGACAGGUUUGCACCAUCAAGAUCAGAAACUGAUAUACAAAGACAAGGAAAGAGAUUCGAAGGCCUUUCUUGACACAACCGGUGUUAAGGACCGAUCAAAGAUUGUUCUUGUUGAGGACCCAAUUAGCCAGGAGAGACGGUUCCUUGAGAUGAGGAAGAACGCCAAGAUGGAGAAAGCUUCCAAGUCCAUAUCCGAUAUUAGUUUGGAGGUUGAUAGGCUGGCAGGCCAGGUUUCAGCUCUUGAAUCAAUUAUAAGUAAAGGUGGGAAAGUAGCAGAGAAGGAUGUGCUCACUCUGAUUGAGCUAUUGAUGAAUCAGUUGCUUAAAUUGGAUGGAAUUAUGGCUGAUGGAGAUGCAAAAUUACAGAGGAAAAUGCAGGCGAGAAGGGUGCAAAAGUGUGUUGAAACUCUAGACUUGUUGAAGAUCAAAAACUCUACACCCAACAGCAAUGGAGGUCAAAUCCCAAUGCAGAAUCAAAGAAAGUAUUCGAAAGGCCAAAGACUCGCCCCGAUCCAAGAACACCCAUUAAGACAUUCAAAUGGACAAAGACCAACACCAGUUCAAGAGCAACAGCAGCAGCAAGACCAGCACCAGCACCAACAGCAACAGCCAUCGAGGCACUCAGCAUCAGGACCAGUCGUUGUAACCACCAAAUGGGAGAUAUUUGAUUCUACGCCGGCAUCUACAUCCUCCUCAGCCAACAAUAAUUCAGUCCAGCAAAAGUCAAACUGGGAAUUCUUUGAUUAAGCUGUACGUUGACUAUUUGUUAUGUGUUUGUAUGUGUGUGCUGGGAUUGUCUCCGGUUGGUUUGAUAUCUCCUACAUUCUUCCUGUAUUUAGAUUUAUUGGCAAUCCCCAGUCCAACAGAAAUAAAUGGGCUCACUAGAAUACCACUUAUUAUGAAAAUCAAUCUGUUGAUUGUUGUUUUUUUCACCUUCAUUUGUAGUAUUGAUUCUGGUUUUGACAAUGAUUAUGUUUGUCACUGUAA
Messenger RNA from Tripterygium wilfordii, 1867 nucleotides. RefSeq names its product BAG family molecular chaperone regulator 1-like. The record is from RefSeq and is a predicted model, not a curated record. Bases 626 to 1627 code for a protein of 333 amino acids. The transcript has 4 exons. Gene Ontology annotation, cellular component: cytoplasm. Gene Ontology annotation, molecular function: adenyl-nucleotide exchange factor activity; protein-folding chaperone binding. Lineage: Eukaryota; Viridiplantae; Streptophyta; Magnoliopsida; Celastrales; Celastraceae. Gene Ontology annotation, biological process: protein stabilization.